Molecule: messenger RNA, 2139 nt
Organism: Marmota monax (woodchuck)
Lineage: Eukaryota; Metazoa; Chordata; Mammalia; Rodentia; Sciuridae
Gene: Lhx5
Product: LIM homeobox 5
Exons: 5
Coding region: 1-1209 (402 amino acids)
Biological process (GO): regulation of transcription by RNA polymerase II; neuron differentiation
Cellular component (GO): nucleus
Molecular function (GO): DNA-binding transcription factor activity, RNA polymerase II-specific; RNA polymerase II transcription regulatory region sequence-specific DNA binding
Source: RefSeq, a predicted model, not a curated record
AUGAUGGUGCACUGUGCCGGUUGCGAGCGGCCCAUCCUCGACCGCUUUCUGCUGAACGUGCUGGACCGCGCGUGGCACAUCAAAUGUGUUCAGUGCUGCGAGUGCAAAACCAACCUCUCGGAGAAGUGCUUCUCGCGCGAGGGCAAGCUCUACUGCAAAAAUGACUUCUUCAGGCGUUUCGGCACAAAGUGUGCAGGAUGCGCACAGGGCAUCUCCCCCAGCGACCUGGUGCGCAAAGCCCGGAGCAAAGUCUUCCACCUCAACUGCUUCACCUGCAUGGUGUGCAACAAGCAGCUGUCCACGGGUGAAGAGCUCUACGUCAUCGACGAGAACAAGUUUGUGUGCAAAGAUGACUACCUGAGCUCCUCCAGCCUCAAGGAGGGCAGCCUCAACUCGGUGUCAUCCUGUACGGACCGCAGUUUGUCCCCGGACCUCCAGGACCCCCUGCAGGACGACCCCAAGGAGACGGACAACUCGACCUCGUCUGACAAAGAGACGGCCAACAACGAGAACGAGGAGCAGAACUCGGGCACCAAGCGGCGCGGCCCGCGCACCACCAUCAAAGCCAAACAGCUGGAGACGCUCAAGGCCGCCUUCGCCGCCACGCCCAAGCCCACACGCCACAUCCGCGAGCAGCUGGCUCAGGAGACUGGCCUCAACAUGCGUGUCAUCCAGGUGUGGUUUCAGAACCGACGGUCCAAAGAACGCCGGAUGAAACAGCUGAGCGCGCUGGGCGCCCGGAGACACGCCUUCUUCCGGAGUCCACGGCGCAUGCGUCCGCUGGGGGGCCGCUUGGACGAGUCCGAGAUGUUGGGGUCCACCCCGUACACCUACUAUGGAGACUACCAAGGCGACUACUACGCGCCGGGAAGCAACUACGACUUCUUCGCGCACGGCCCGCCGUCGCAGGCGCAGUCCCCGGCCGACUCGAGCUUCCUGGCUGCCUCGGGGCCCGGAUCGACGCCGCUGGGCGCGCUGGAGCCGCCGCUCGCCGGCCCGCACGCCGCGGACAACCCCAGGUUCACCGACAUGAUCUCGCACCCGGACACGCCGAGCCCCGAGCCGGGGCUGCCGGGCGCGCUGCACCCCAUGCCCGGCGAGGUGUUCAGCGGCGGGCCCAGCCCGCCCUUCCCCAUGAGCGGCACCAGCGGCUACAGCGGACCCCUGUCGCACCCCAACCCCGAGCUCAACGAGGCCGCCGUGUGGUAAGGCCGCAGCCGGGCCGCCCCUGCGCACCGCCCCCAGGGGCGCAGCCCGGACGCAGCCUCCGAAACCAAAACGCCCGACGCGGACGCGGCCCGGAUCUCCCUCAGGAGUUCUCUCUCGGGUCCGCACCCAACUGGAAGCUGCUCCUCGGCUGGGCGCCGAGGGGGGCCGACCCCCAUCUGCACCCCGGGGGCUCUCCAGCUUCAGCCAGCCGCCCGCCAGCGCUCUCCGGGCAGCCGUGAGCAAUUUCUUGGGACCAAAGUCAAUAUUCCGGAGGGUCAAGAGAUUCCAAGCACGCUCUGGAUCGCGGCCCCCACCCUCCCACCAGCUCUUUGGACGGAGAGGGGGUGAGGCCAGGGGCGGAGACGGUGGGUUUUUUUCCCCCUCCCUCUCUCUCUGCAAUCCGAGUGGCAUUUUGUAAUCUCAUUUCUCGCUCGGCUUUCUCCAUCUUUAAAUUUUUUUUUGAUAAGAAAAAGGAGAGAUUGAAAGGGAGAGAGAGAGAGAUGAGGAAAGCGUCAGGCAGAGAGAGAAGAUGGAGAGGGUGAGCGAGAGAGGCACACACUCCAUCAGGGGGACCCGGGGAGACAGAGCCACCUGCAGGCUGGCGCCCCCUGGUGGCCAAUACGAAGGCUCAAGGUCAGCUCUUCCAGGAUGUGGGGCUGUCGGGUUGUGGCCAGAGGGGCCAGCUCCCUGCCCUUCCUUCCUUUGACAUUAAUUUUGAGCCUGGGGGUCCAGGUUGGACUCGAACACCGCCCACUUCUGCCCCUGAGCGAGGCACCAAGUUGCUGGGCUCUGGCCCGCAGACCACCCUCCCUGCCCCAGGGCCUGGAGUUGGGCCGUCAGGAUGUACAAUAUUAUACUUUUUUGGAAGUCGAACGCUUCUAGUUUCCUUAUUUUGUAUAAAGAAGAAACAAAUAAAGUAUGUUUUUGUGU